CCACCACACAUCUUCAACUAGACUACUACCACCCCAAAACUACCAAAAAAAAAAACAACAAUUUCCACCAUGAAAGACCCAUCACUUCUUAACAAUACAGAGACGUGGGAGAAUUUCCCCACCACCUCUUCCUCUUCCUCUUCUUCUCCAUCAAAAAACACCUCCAAGAGAUCAAGACAAAUUGAUCAUAUUACAGAAGACAACGACAACAACAACAACAAGAACAACAACAGUACUACAACUAGUCUCGCUGGCGGCUCCGAAUCCGACAAGUGCAAGGCGAAGAACGGGUCCAAACAUCCGACGUUUCGGGGAGUGAGAAUGCGGCAAUGGGGGAAAUGGGUGUCGGAGAUAAGAGAGCCGAGGAAGAAGUCCAGAAUCUGGCUCGGAACCUUCCCCACCCCGGAAAUGGCCGCCCGGGCCCACGACGUGGCGGCUCUUACGAUCAAGGGCCGCUCCGCCUUCCUCAAUUUCCCCGAACUCGCCCCGGAGCUCCCCCGCCCCGCCACCUCCUCUGCCAAAGACAUCCAAAUCGCCGCCGCCAAAGCCGCUUAUGCCUACACUACUACUGCUGCUAUUGCUACCAGUACUACUGCUGCUCAUAAUACGACGUCGUUUUCAGAGACGGCGGAUAAUGCCCAUGAUAUUCCCCGUCGUGAUGACGGCAUCGUCACGACGGAGGAAAACGACGACGCGUUUUUCGACUUGCCUGAUCUUAUGUUGAUGGACGUUUGUUAUAAUAAUCGUCAAAUUAUGGAUGACUACUUUUGUGCUGCUUAUUGGCCUGUGAUUAGUACUGCUAAUGAAGGUGAUUAUCAGGUUGAAGAUAGUACUAAUUGUGCUGGUCUCAGGCUAAUUGAUCUUGAAUGUUUGCCAUCAUGGUAUCAGAACAAAAACCCAUCUUGGAUUUCCAACUUUUAUAUUUUCAGGGGUAAAAAAGAAAAUACAGAAAAGAUGAGGGGGUAAUGCACCAAUGUACGUAUGUGUUUUUGUAUAAGCACAAUAUUGUAAUUGUAAAUAACAAAGUUCCCAAUUUGAGUGUAU
Messenger RNA from Morus notabilis, 1044 nucleotides. RefSeq names its product ethylene-responsive transcription factor TINY. The record is from RefSeq and is a predicted model, not a curated record. Lineage: Eukaryota; Viridiplantae; Streptophyta; Magnoliopsida; Rosales; Moraceae. Gene Ontology annotation, biological process: regulation of DNA-templated transcription. The transcript has 2 exons. Bases 70 to 966 code for a protein of 298 amino acids. Gene Ontology annotation, molecular function: DNA-binding transcription factor activity; DNA binding.